GGUCGGCAACCGCUUACAUGUGGCGUAUGAGCGCCGCUGCUCCCUGUGCCGAACUAGCAUCAAGUUGUUCCAGCUGAAACAGUACAUAUAAUUUAAUAUAUCAGAGAAAACUAUUCGCGUCCUAUACAGCAGCUAACACCUGAGCCAGCAUGCCACCAAAAAAACCCGCCGCGCCCGCGGGAAAUAAAAAAACUCAAGAAAAGAAAAAGGAAAAGAUAAUUGAGGACAAGACCUUUGGAUUGAAAAACAAGAAAGGGGCCAAACAACAGAAGUUUAUCAAGAACGUCACCCAGCAAGUUAAAUAUGGACAACAAAGUGCAAGAACGCUUGCCCAGCAAGAAGCAGAUAAGACGGGUAAAAAAACGGAUAAGAAGAAAGAGUUGGACGAACUUAACGAGCUGUUUAAACCUGUAGUGGCUGCCCAGAAAGUCAGCAAAGGUGUUGAUCCAAAAUCGGUGCUGUGCGCAUUCUUUAAGCAGGGUCAGUGCACUAAGGGUGACAAGUGCAAGUUCAGCCAUGACUUGUCGAUGGAGAGGAAAUGUGAGAAGAGAAGUGUCUAUGUUGAUGAAAGAGAUGAGGACCUGGAGAAAGACACUAUGGAGAACUGGGAUGAGAAGAAGUUGGAAGAGGUGGUGAACAAAAAGCACGGCGAGGCAGAGAAGAAAAAGGCUAAAACCCAAAUUGUGUGUAAGUACUUCCUGGAGGCUAUAGAAAAUAACAAGUAUGGCUGGUUCUGGGUAUGUCCAUCUGGGGGCGAUACCUGUAUGUACAGGCACGCUUUGCCGCCAGGGUUUGUUCUAAAGAAGGACAAGAAGAAGGAGGAAAAGGAGGAGGAAAUUUCUUUGGAAGAGCUGAUAGAAAAAGAGCGUUCGGCUCUGGGGGUUAACGUGACCCGGAUCACCCUGGAGACUUUCCUUGCUUGGAAGAAGAGGAAAAGGCAGGAGAAGAUAGACAAAGCCAGGGAGGAGCUGGAGAAGAAGAAGGCGGACUUUAAGGCCGGGAAAUCGCUUACAGUUAGCGGCCGUGAAGUGUUCGAGUUCCGUCCAGAGCUGGUCGACGACGAUGAUGCUGAAGCUGAUGACACUAAAUACGAAGAUGAAAGUGAUGAAGAUGGUGCAGAAGAGGUUGAUACCACAGAGAUCCAGGACAUCGACUUAUCUCGUUUUGUUCCACAAGAAGUUGACAACACAGGAAUUACCGUUGCAGCUACGGACCGUUUCGCCUCUCAGAACAAGACCGAGCCAUCAGAGGAGAGCAAAGAAAACCAGCUCAACGGAGCAUGGGGCGGCACUGAGAUCAACGGUCUCCCAGGAGCAGAGGGAGGAGGGAAGGACGGAGGAGGCGAAGACGAAGAAGAGGUCCCCGUGGAUGAGAACCUGUUCACAGGUGAAGAUCUGGAAGAUCUGGAGGAGCUGGACGAGGAGCUGGACACACUGGCACUGGAAGAUUGAGGGAAGGGGUGAAGCGGCAGUUAGGCCAAACGAUGUAUUCAGAGGGACGGUACGGUGGAUGAGUUGAGCUCAACAAACGAAGCGACCAGAUGUCUGAAUGGUUUUCAUUUUCAGAGACUCCAGUAAUAAAGCCUGAUUAUCUCAUGGCAUCACUGACCGUUUCCCCCCUGACCCCACGUUCUCUGAGCACACCUAUCAGAUCUACUACAUCCAUCUCACUGUUGCUCCUUAAUUUCCUGCAAAAGACAGUUUGGCUGCUGCUGCUGCUACGUCGUGUACUUUUGUUGCACCACUCUGAUCAAAAGGUUAAAAUUACUUUUUAAGUUUUAACUGCUUCUCAUCGAUUUCAUAAUAAACACCAGUUUGAGACACAGAGGGGGCCUUGAAUGUGAACAGGUUCGGUAAAUUUAACAACAUUGUUCAUGGAUCUUUUAAAAAAAGUGAAGGUUUAUAAUGUGGCGAUGAUGGACGGUAGCACCUUCAUAUACCAAAAUAAAAUUUACUUUGAGGAUGUCGGCACUUUUUUGUCUUUUUCUACCUAACAUCCGUUGAUCAUCCAAAAACAGUAAACAUUAAAUCAAGAAAGAGAAAAAUGACACAACUCCAAGGGUUAACCUAACAGCUCUUAUAUGAAGACCGGAGACCAGAUAAAGUGCUAAAAUUUAGCCCCACGAGAGAAAAUAUCCUGCGACCUCAGUAUUGUAAAUAAUGUCCUCAUGGAAUGCUUCCAAAAGGAAUAAAUAAUUAAUGUUCAUCAAA
Messenger RNA from Cynoglossus semilaevis (tongue sole), 2210 nucleotides. RefSeq names its product zinc finger CCCH-type containing 15 (gene zc3h15). Gene Ontology annotation, cellular component: cytosol. NCBI's taxonomy places the organism in Eukaryota, Metazoa, Chordata, Actinopteri, Pleuronectiformes, Cynoglossidae. Gene Ontology annotation, molecular function: mRNA binding; metal ion binding. The transcript has 11 exons. The coding region runs from base 150 to 1451 and encodes 433 amino acids. Gene Ontology annotation, biological process: cytoplasmic translation. The record is from RefSeq and is a predicted model, not a curated record.